CACGCCACACCAAUUCUCUUUCCGUCGCUUUUCUUUCUUCAAAAUUUUCUCUCCACUUUUAUUUUCCCGGGAAACAAACACCAUGUCUUCCUUGAUAAUUCCCCCUGUUCUCACUUCUCCUCGGGACGAUGCUGUUCAACUCUACCGCGCCUUCAAAGCAAACGCUUGAAAUCUGAGCUUAGUGGCAAAGUCGAGAAAGCAAUUUUGCUAUGGCUGUAUGAUCCAGCAACUCGAGAUGCUAUAAUAGUGAGGGAGGCUUUAUAUGGAGAAAGUUUUAGUCUUAAAGCUGCCACUGAAGUAAUCUGUUCUCGUACACCAUCUCAGAUUCAUCAUUUUAAACAAGUAUACUUGGCAAUGUUUCGCUCUCCCCUUGAACGUGAUAUUGAAAGCAGAACAGCUGAUGAUCACAAGAAGCUGCUACUGGCUUACGUUAGUAAACCGCGCUAUGAAGGCCCAGAAGUUGACAGAGCUUUGGCAGAGAAAGAUGCAAAAUCUCUGUACAAAGCUGGAGAGAAGAAAUUGGGAACUGAUGAGGACAAAUUUAUAAAGAUUUUCAGUGAAAGAAGCAGAGCACACCUCUCUGCUGUUAGUUAUGCUUAUAAACAUGCAUAUGGGAACUCUUUGAAAGAGGCUGUAAAAAAAGAAACUUCUGGGAGUUUUGAGCAUGGCCUUCUAACAAUUUUGUUGUGUGCUGAGAAUCCUGGGUUGUACUUUGCAAAGGUUUUGCGGAAGGCAAUGAAGGGGAUGGGAACAGAUGACUCCACACUGAUAAGGGUAAUUGUGUCAAGAGCUGAGAUAGACAUGCAAUAUAUAAAGGCAGAAUACCACAAGAAGUAUAAGAAAACUCUGCACAAAGCAGUUCAUUCUGAGACCUCAGGCACCUACAGGGACUUUCUUCUCUCCUUGUUGGGUCCAGAUCAUUAGACCACAAAUUGCCCUGUGGAUCACAUGGAUGUGUUGUACGAUAUAUUGUAAAAUUUCAUAUUUUUCUUUGUGUUUGAAUUCAUGAGGGUUUUUGAUGUCUUCUUGUAAGAGAUGUAUUUGUUUUUGUAUAAUUUUAUGAUGUGAACAUUUGUUGUAUCUAGUUGAAGUUUGUAUUAGAUGUUUGGCGGAUGUUCUUCGACAUUUUGAGAAUGAUUAGUAACGUUUAUAUGUCUUGUUUA
Momordica charantia (bitter melon) is the source of this 1163-nucleotide messenger RNA. The record is from RefSeq and is a predicted model, not a curated record. NCBI's taxonomy places the organism in Eukaryota, Viridiplantae, Streptophyta, Magnoliopsida, Cucurbitales, Cucurbitaceae.